GCGAGAGUACUAGGAAGGAGAGAGGAGCCUAGCCCCCUUAUUCAUACCUGGCCCCUCCCCUCCCACUGCUUUCGGAGCAGUUUUGCACUUGAUCGCCCUCUCUCCCAGCCAGAGUUGAUGGGUCUAGAGAAGGCAAAUGAGUCCUUUCAUGGAGAAUUAUAACUGAGUUGGAGAGAAACUUGGCUCUGCAACAUGUAAACUCAGGCGCUCUUGGUGGUUUUCAGGGCUGAACAUGGGAAGGGAAGAUAGCCCAAAGCCAAAGGGAAGAAUGAAGGGGAGGCUCAGAGAAAAACGGCGAGGAUACUAUUCUGGAUUUCUUAUAGUUCCUGGUCCUAUGCCUUCCUAAGGCCCUGCGGCUUCUCUGCCCUUGGCAUCCAUGAGCUUCUGUAAUACCCUUCCACUGAAAUUUAGGUUUCACUCAAGCUGGUUCCCACGGAUUCCUGUAACUUAUAACCAGAAGAGCCUAAGGAAGGUGCCAGGCUUCUGCAGCUCAGCUUCAUGGCCUCGGAGAGCCUCACUCCCUGUAAGAGUUGUAAGAAUCAAGUAAAGAAGAAGAGAGAGAAAGUGCUGUGAAGCUCAUUUUACAGAGGGAGAAACUGAGGUUCAGAUUGCAUCAAGAUGCACAAGCAACACAAGGAAGCGGAUCCAUAGCUUUCAUCAGAUUCCCAAAAGGAUCGGAACUUGCUGUGAAUGAGAUGGUUGAGGCCAAUGCAGUUCAAAAAACAGUCAGGAAGCAUAUUCCAACAGAACAAGCCAGAACCACCGGUGUAACAUCUGAGAAUUAUAAACCCUCAGCCUUCUGUAGCAGCUGGACAGACUGUGAUUUGAAUCGAAACUCUCCGAGUGAAGCUGGUGUCUUCUGGUGCAGUAGCUCCGAGAUGAAGUCACCCUGGAAAAUCCUUAUGGCCACUCCUCUGUUCUUUCUCCUGACCCUUCACACCUUGGCCUCUCCAGCCUAUGACCACCAGCGCGGCACCAGACGCUCCAAUGGCCAAGUCUGUAUAGGGUGUGUGCUGGUGGUGUCUGUGAUUGAACAGCUUGCUCAAGUUCACAACUCAACGGUCCAGACCUCAAUGGAGAGACUGUGCAGCUACUUGCCUGAAAAACUGUUCUUGAAGACCACCUGCUAUUUAGUGGUAGGCAUAUUUGGACCAGACAUCAUAAAACUGCUCAGAGCUGAUGUGAAUGCUGAUGUGGUGUGUCACACCCUGGAGUUUUGUAAACAGGACCCUGGCCAACCCUUGUGUCACCUCUAUCCCCUUCCCAAGGAGACAUGGAAAUUGACACUAGAGAAGGCAAGACAGAUUGUCAAGAAAUCCCCAACUCUGGCAUAUUCCAGAAGUGGUUCUGAUAUUUGUUCACUCCCAUUUUUGGCCAAGAUCUGUCAGAGGAUUAAAUCGGCUAUACAAAAUUCUUUACCAUUCAAAGAUGUAGAUUCAGACAAAUACAGUGUUUUCCCAACACUGCGGGGCUCUCACUGGCGAGGGAGAGACUGUAACGACAGCAACAAGAUGGCAUACCCAGGCAGAAGGCCAGACAACUGGGAUACACAUCAGGAUUCAAACUGUAAUGGCAUUUGGGGUGUUGAUCCAAAAGAUGGAAUUCCAUACGAGAAGAAAUUCUGUGAAGGUUCACAGCCCAGGGGAAUCAUUUUGCUGGGAGACUCAGCUGGGGCUCAUUUUCACAUCCCUCCCGAUUGGAUCACAGCUUCACAGAUGUCUUUGAAAUCCUUCUUCAGUUUACCAACAGCUCUUACCAAUGAGCUCGACUGGCCCCAACUCUCUGGCGCUACUGGAUUUCUGGACUCCACUAGCGGAGUUAAAGAAAACUCCAUUUACCUUCGUUUACGGAAAAGAAACCACUGCAAUCACAGGGACUACCAGAACAUUUCAAGAAAUGGUGCAUCUUCCCAAAGCCUGGAGAGAUUUAUAGAAAGUUUGUCUAGGAACCAGCUGUUGGACCAACCAGCCAUUGUCAUAUACGCCAUGAUUGGAAAUGAUGUCUGCAAGAGGAAGAUUGAUCCCGUCCCAGACAUGACCACUCCUGAAAAAUUGUACUCAAAGGUCAUGCAGACUCUGCAGUAUCUAGAUUCCCACCUGCCAAAUGGCAGCCAUGUGAUUUUAUACGGCUUACCAGAUGGAACCUUUCUCUGGGAUAAUUUGCACAGCAGAUAUCAUCCUCUCGGCCAGCUGAACAAGGACGUGACCUACGCGCAUUUCUACUCCUUCCUGAACUGUCUCCAGGUCAGCCCCUGCCACGGCUGGAUGUCUUCCAAUAAGACGCUCCGGACUCUCACUUCAGAGAGAGCAGAACAACUCUCCAAUACGCUGAAAAAAAUUGCAACCAGCCAGAAAUUUACGAACUUCAAUCUUUUCUACAUGGAUUUUGACUUCCGAGAAAUCAUGGAGGAGUGGCAGAGGAGCGGAGGGCAGCCCUGGCAGCUCAUUGAACCCGUGGAUGGAUUCCACCCUAGUGAGGUGGCUUUACAGCUGUUGGCAGAUCGCUUCUGGAAGAAGGUGCAGCUCCAGUGGCCCCAGGUCCUGGGAAAGGAGAAUCCAUUCAACCCCCAGAUUGAGCAGGUGUUUGGAGACCAAGGCGGGCACUAAGUCCCCAGGGACACCUGCUCCUGGGGAGCUCAGGAAGGCAGAAACUUGGGUAAACUCAUUCAAGAAACAGUUAUGGGGGCGACUGUGUUACAAACUCAC
Molecule: messenger RNA, 2705 nt
Organism: Balaenoptera ricei (Rice's whale)
Lineage: Eukaryota; Metazoa; Chordata; Mammalia; Artiodactyla; Balaenopteridae
Gene: AOAH
Product: acyloxyacyl hydrolase
Exons: 25
Coding region: 696-2606 (636 amino acids)
Biological process (GO): negative regulation of inflammatory response; lipopolysaccharide catabolic process
Molecular function (GO): acyloxyacyl hydrolase activity; calcium ion binding
Source: RefSeq, a predicted model, not a curated record